UAUUACAAACAAAUAUGAAAAUGACUACGCACCUGUUCCUAGUCAAGAUGCAGCUUAUACAACCAAAGAACCAUCUAAUAUAAUGGCACGAAUGUACAAGCGAUUAUGUGUAGAACAACAAAUAAUGCGAAAUAAUGAAUCAUGUUAUCCAAAUCUCACAAAAUUUGCUCGAGAUAUUCUUCCAAUACUGGCAACAAGUGUUCUGAGCGAACAGAUGUUCAGAAUAAGUGGAGAUAUGAUCACUAACAAGAGAAACUGGUUGGAUUGUAAAACAGUUCGAGAAGCUAUAUGUUUGAGAUCAUGGUGGAGGGAACUAAAUAGCUAA
Messenger RNA from Cetraspora pellucida, 325 nucleotides. Lineage: Eukaryota; Fungi; Glomeromycota; Glomeromycetes; Diversisporales; Gigasporaceae. The record is from the annotation of a GenBank genome assembly.